AUGCACUUCUCCAACGCCGCGGUCCUUCUUCUGGGCGCCCUGCAGCCGGCUCUCGGCAAGCCGACUCUCCUGCACCGUGCGGGAGACGGAAGCCAAAACGAGAUCCUGAGCCAGUGGCUGAGCGCCACCGAGACCGUCAUCAACUACUUCGCGCCGAGCCCCGGAUGCGGCGACACCCGGGCCUGGGUCGGCGUCUGGCCCGUCGACGCCUGCAACCCGUACUGGGCCGACUUCAAGACGUGGCAGUACGUCGAGCCCACCCAGGGCUUCGACCUGCGCACCAUCAAGUUCAAGCACUCGGAGCUCGGCGUCGGCGAGUACAAGGCCGCCUUUGUCUGCGAGGACGGCAAGAGGUCGCCCUGGAUGGUCUCCAAGACCUUCAAGGUCGACGCCGCGCCCCGCGAGGAAAACGGCUAUUGCGUGCACCGCAAAUCUACAACCAAUGCGGCGUGGACAUAUACAGCGUGCGACAAGGUCUCUGGCGGCCUUUGCUUUGACUGCGGCUUUAGCGGUAGCUGCGUCGCAUGCGGAGACUGCCAGGAUCAGUGCGGGCUUUCCAAUUAA
This is a messenger RNA of Cordyceps militaris CM01, 564 nucleotides long. RefSeq lists its product as uncharacterized. Bases 1 to 564 code for a protein of 187 amino acids. The transcript has a single exon. NCBI's taxonomy places the organism in Eukaryota, Fungi, Ascomycota, Sordariomycetes, Hypocreales, Cordycipitaceae. The record is from RefSeq and is a predicted model, not a curated record.